AUGUUCCGCGGACACAGUGCUUGGUUCUCGCAGAGUGUCAGCCCGGGCCCGCGGGGACUGUGGGCAGACGCUGGCGGGACACUCGCCCACUGGCUGGAUGCUGAUUACCUCUUCAGCAGCGAUGCUGCCCACCCCGACACCCGCAGCAUACACGAGAGUCUCAGUUACCUGGAGGGCAGAGCCACGGUCUUUCACUCCUGUUACCUCUCAGUGUGUGCCAGCACCCGAGAUGGAGAGAGGCCCUCGGUGGCUCUGGGCCGCUUCGUCCUGCCCCCUGCCUGCCUGCAUGAAGAAAUCAGAAGGAAAAUUGGCCGGUUUAUUUGGGAGAAGGCAGAUGCUGUUGAAGAACAGCCCAACGAAAAUCCGACAGAGGAACCAGAAGCAGCAAGAAAUGCCUGUGAGGAAGAAUCAGAGGAGGAAGUGCUAGACCUGGCUGAGAGCAGUGAAGAAACAGACUCUGAAGCACUUGCCCAGGGAGAAUUUCCAUACCGUGCCCUCCAGGAAUACCCAAUAAAUAACAUGGUGACAGGCUAUGCCUCUGCACGGGACAUGAAGAAAUAUGAGGGGGAACUCCACGAUUUUAUCCCUGGCACCUCGGGCUAUGCAGCGUACUGGGUUCAGAGCAAAUGUAGCAUUUAUUGUGAGAAGACCAAAAUGAAGAGGAAAUGGUAAGGAACAGGUGGCUGCAGCAGCAAAAACUUCAAUGUAAGAGCUGCCAGAUGAUUUAUAAAUUAUCCAACUGCAGCUCAGAGAGUUCAAUGUGUUAUUUAAGUACUGGCUACAGUUAUAGCAGUAUUUGCUUCUUUAAGUAACUACUAAAACUAAAUUUCACAACAAACAUAAAUACAGACAUUUUCCCCCAAAACAGAAAUAGUUUCUUUUUAUUCCGGGGCAGGGAUGGUGGUUUAAGCUGUGUUUUAACUAAUUUAAGCAAGUUUUUCUUGGAGGGACAAUCCAAGGUCUCCUCACUUUAAUUUAAUCAAGGAAUUUUAAGACUUUUCCCCUUUCGUUUAAGCACUUGGAAGUGACCAGUAGGGUAGCAAAAAGCAACUUUUAUUAUGGUACAGCCUGAUUCCUGGGCUGUCCACUCGGAGGAAGCACAGGAAAACCUAGGACAGGCUCCCACAAGCUCCAAGGAGCCACCAUGGUUGUUCUCUCCACUGCCCCAAAGGCAGGAGAGCCUCUAAAAUAACAGCUUUACACCUCACA
Molecule: messenger RNA, 1209 nt
Organism: Pyrgilauda ruficollis (rufous-necked snowfinch)
Lineage: Eukaryota; Metazoa; Chordata; Aves; Passeriformes; Passeridae
Gene: TERB2
Product: telomere repeat binding bouquet formation protein 2
Exons: 7
Coding region: 1-672 (223 amino acids)
Biological process (GO): homologous chromosome pairing at meiosis; meiotic attachment of telomere to nuclear envelope
Cellular component (GO): nuclear inner membrane
Source: RefSeq, a predicted model, not a curated record